Messenger RNA from Schistosoma turkestanicum, 682 nucleotides. The record is from the annotation of a GenBank genome assembly. NCBI's taxonomy places the organism in Eukaryota, Metazoa, Platyhelminthes, Trematoda, Strigeidida, Schistosomatidae.
AAAACGGAGUUCAAUUUAAAAUGAACGUUAUUAUCUCGACAUUGUAUCUAUCAUCUAUUAGUCAGUCAAUUCAAUGCAUUAUUCAACGAAAGAAUUCGCAUUAUUCACUUUCAGUGCUAUUGUCAUAUUACAUAUAUAUUUAUUUAAAGAUGAAAUUCAAUUGUAUAUGAUUCAACAAUAUAAUAGAACAAUUAUUUCAAUGUUCAAUUUACAACAUAGUCUAUUGAUCCGACAAGAUGAUUCAAUUACUUUCGGAUUAAUUUGUACAAUAAUUAGUGUACUAUUAUUAAUAAUUAGUGGAUUAUAUAUUACUUAUAAAGUUUUUAUGUGGAUUUUACACAAUUUAUGUGAUGUUGUAUAUUACCAAAAACUGAUCGAUUUAUUUCAAAUGAUAUUUAUGAGUAUUUUCAGUAAAUUCAAACUCAUCAUACCUCACAAUGAACAUGUCAAAUUGGAAUGAAUGAAUGAAUGAAUGAACGAAAAAAAGCAAUUGGGGAAGAAUUAUUUUCAUAUUUUAAUAUGUGAACAGUUAGUUCAAUAGUCUUCUUGAUAAUUUAUUGAUUUCUGUACAGAUAUUUUAAUGAUAUUGAUGAGAUGUUGUAGUUUGUAAUACAAUAACCUAUAAAGAAGGAUAAUAAUUGAGUAGUAUAUUUUUAUUUUAAAUGUAGAUUUAAUUGUUGGG